GCGUUCAGUCUCAUUCUAAGCCUCAGCCCGAUCGUGCCGGUACAGCUUUAAACCCGUAGCCCCAGCGAAAUACUCUGAAAAUGUUCACAUCGAUCAGAUCUCACCAGCAUCGCGCCGUCGGCCUGAUCUUGCGGGCCCUCGCUGCUGGCAGUCUGUUGGUCCUGAUGAGUGUCAUCCACCAGGAGAACGACGACUCCGGAUCCCACUACAUCCACCCGCGGCACGCCAUGCAAUAGCCCCGACUAGGCCCGUCGCCGUAUGGCCCAGACUACUUAAUUAUACUUGUAAUAAGCUUAGGUUAAGUGCAAUUAAAGCGUAAUCUACAGUU
Drosophila persimilis is the source of this 328-nucleotide messenger RNA. RefSeq lists its product as uncharacterized. The record is from RefSeq and is a predicted model, not a curated record. NCBI's taxonomy places the organism in Eukaryota, Metazoa, Arthropoda, Insecta, Diptera, Drosophilidae. The transcript has a single exon. The coding region runs from base 81 to 236 and encodes 51 amino acids.